Messenger RNA from Monopterus albus (swamp eel), 2720 nucleotides. It is a transcript of the gene fgf22, whose product is annotated as fibroblast growth factor 22. Lineage: Eukaryota; Metazoa; Chordata; Actinopteri; Synbranchiformes; Synbranchidae. Bases 280 to 951 code for a protein of 223 amino acids. The transcript has 4 exons. Gene Ontology annotation, molecular function: growth factor activity. The record is from RefSeq and is a predicted model, not a curated record.
CUCUCUCUCUCUCUCUUUCUCGCUUUUUUUCAGUAUCACACACUCAGGCAUACAUACAAACACACACACACUUGCAAGCACAGAGUCAGUCACCAACUCUCACUCAACUCCUUCUCAGCACGGGUCAGCAGCUCAAACAGGCACCUUGUUCCUAUCCAGCUGGACAGAGCAGAGCAUUGCAAGGAUUCCCACCCUCUUGGCAUCCUUCUACUGGGACAUCUUCCAAUAAUCAGCAUGCAUACAGCUUGCACAAGGUGCACCUUGGGAGUCUGACCCACCAUGUGCAGAUGGACGCCAUCCGUAGCUCAUCUCUGUCCUGAACCUGCUUUUGGCACCGCAACUACUACAGCCUCUGCCGGGCGACCAAUCCUACUGCCCAGUGCAGCCUCCAUUUGCCUGGCAUGCUUCACCCUGCUCUUGGUCUCCUCUGGCAGUGCCACAGGGGCCUGUCCUCCUCGGGUACAGCAUGAACCCCUUCAGGUGCUGGCAAAUGGCAUCAAUUGUUCAUGGACACUGGAAAGGCACACUCGCAGUUACAAUCACCUAGAGGGUGACGUCCGACUAAGGCGACUUUACUCUGCCAACAAGUUCUUCCUGUGCAUUGACAAAACAGGCAAGGUGGAUGGUACUCGGCGGAAAAACUAUGCAGACAGCCUGAUGGAAAUCCGAUCUGUCAGUGUGGGAGUUGUUGCCAUCAAGUCUGUCAGCACUGGGCUGUACUUAGCUAUGUCAAAGAAAGGCACACUCUUUGGAUCGGUGAAGUACAACCCGAGUUGUAAGUUCAAGGAGCGAAUUGAGGAGAACGGCUACAACACAUACGCCUCCCUCCGCUGGAAGCAUGGUGGUAGGCAGAUGUUUGUGUCACUGAACGGCCGGGGGAAGCCACGGAGAGGUCACAAGGCUCGACGAAGACACCCAUCAACUCACUUCCUGCCCAUGCUCCCCUCCUAGCUGCUCAAGUUUGAACUCUGACUGGCGACCGGCUGGCUGACCCGCCUCCUCACACUAGUUCUGAUGAUGAUCUUUAUUUGGCUAUUCCACCCUCCUGUCACAUAAAUGUACAGUACAUAUGUUGAGGAAAGUAACAUUUGUGAAGCUAGUAUAAUGUGUACUUUUAAGUUAUUUUCUUCAUUUUCUAAUGAUGUGCAGUAAUACAGUCCAAUACAGUGGGAUCAUACUAGCUUCAGACAUCUGUCUGGCCACUGGAACUAUCUGUGUGUCUGAAGUGCAUGUAAAGUGAUGUUUGGAUGACUGUAAGAUUGUAAGAGUACUGAAAAGGGAUUGCAAGGCUUGGAAAUAACACAAUGUGGCUCAUUGCUAGAAUCAACCGAUCAAUCUGAAAUGACAAGUAUCACUAUUAGAACAAAAAAGGUAGCAGCUUGGAGAUGCAAAUCGGGGCAGUAACUACCACUGAUGACAAUGAGGUCAUGUUUUAUACUAUGCUUUUUUUGCCUUUACAUCUAGAGCACAAUUUCAUGCAUUAAAUCUUCUCAUAUUUAAGACAUUUCAGGAUGUUUCACAUGUGAAAUCUGUAACUAUAUCUAACAAAACAAAAACAAAACAAACAAACAAAUAAAUAAAACUAACCUAACAAAAAUCUAAAUAGUUACCAAAAAAGCUGUGUGGACAUGACCUCAGUAUUUCUAAAAUUGUGCUCUGGCUAUGCUAUGAAUUUAACAUCUUCAUUGUUGCUUUGGUUGUAACAGACACCACUAGAAAAGAGUCACCGACCUGCACCUGAAUUGUAAUGAUGAGCCAAAAAUCUCUACUAAAUGAAUCUCAUGUGCUGUUCUGUCUGUAUAUGUCUAUACAUAACAAGAACAGAGCAGAAACUAAGCUAAUUCCUGGGAUAACAUGCUGGAUUUCCUGCAAUGACCUUUAUGUGUUUGAGCAUGCUUCUGUCAGACUGCUUUUCUCAAUCAAUUCUCAGUGCAAUUCUCCAAUAGAGUAGAAAUCAGUUUCUCUAGUUUGUUGGCCUUAGUUCAGUUGUGCAUAAUAAUUAAUAUACAUUUUGUGUCACUGAAUGCAUUAUAAUGGCUGUAGGAACACCAGAUGUCACAUAGCAGCAACUUCACAAAUGUUUUACCCAGUAGUAAAUGGUUAUUACACCCUGCCUCUCUUUUAAGGCUUUCUAACAAUUUCUUGACAAGAACUCUGUUGCUAAUAGAACAUUUAAUAUAUUUAAAACAUUUUUUACUCUUUAACUGUUGGAAGUUUAUUGUUAUUGAUAAUUUUUUUUUGGAUUGUAGUCCUACUAAGAAGGGGAGGCUCCCUGAUAGGAAGGAGGGAUAAAACAGUUGUUUUCAAGUCCAUAAUCAGCUCAUCUUAUAUAUAACUAAUGGAUAUUGGUACACUGAUCCAUUUAUCAUGAACUGCUUUCCAGUUAUAUGCUAGUUAUAGCAGGUUGUAUAUAAGGCCAAAUUCUCAUUACAAAAACAGCAACGUAGAUUCAGUGAUUUAAAAUCAAUUGAGUGCCUUGGUCCAUGCUGAGUGUCAAUAAAAAUGUGGAUAAAUCAUGAGUCAUGGCUCACUUGUUAAUGCAAUCAAGCCUUUUCAAUAAUCUUUCUAAAGUUAUUCAUUUCAGAACUGUCACUUUAAUCUUGUUUUGUGCAUGACACUGAUUGUUAAGUGUUAGUAACAUCUUCAUCAGAGCUCUUCAACAUAAUCCCCUUCCUUAUUAUAAUUAUGGCAAAACUCACAACAGGAGAGGCUUUGAUGUG